AUGUUGCUGUCCCAACCCUAUACGCACCCUGUUCCCCUCACGACUCCUCUCCCUCUCUGCUUCGCACAUUUUGGCCACCGGUGUCCCAGAAUCGCAGCUCACCCGUUUGGGCCGCGGUGGAGGCCCCUGUUCAGGUUCUCCUCUUUCGCUUCUCGCGCGCCACCUAUCUUCGCCUCAUCGACGUCGAAUGAGGAGCUUCUUCAAGCCCUGGUUGGUUACGACGGCCGGGAAGACGAGGGCAGGAGCCACCUUCCCGCUGUGAGGACCUAUGAGAACGACCUUGCCAGUUUCACGCUCAUUGGAGUCGUCAAUUUCAACCAGGCUCUGACGGCUGCAGCUGCUGAUGGCGGCGAUGCAGCAGAGGAGCACCUGUCGUCCGGCCUGCCUACCAUGGUUAUUGAGACUGUAUACACUGGCUCUAGUGCACAUAGCACGGUGUCCACCCGUCUGGUCAGUUAGUUCUCUCUCUCUUUUCUUUCAAUCCAACCUAAACAGUUAACUUCUGUAGGACCAUUUAGGAACUUGUGGAAUCAAAAGUUUAUGUUCUUGUAUGAACGGGUCUUACCCUUAUUUAACAGUUUUUACCGUCCAGAGAGGUCAAGGAGAAAGCUAAAAAGAUUAGGGGUAGUCUCGCAGACGAUAUCUUCUCCGGCACCGCGAGUAGAAAUAUCCUUGCCAUGACAUUCAGACAAGUAAUGCUGCAUCGCGUUCUGAGUUUUGAGCUUGCGUUGUUUCCUCCUGGACGUCAGAGGGACAUGGAAAAUCUUGGCAGCCCCAGAGAGGUCACAAACAGAUGUACCAUCUUUUUUAUGCUUUUUUUUUUCACUCUCCUUUUCCCUAGUAUCAACUUCAUAGCUUUGGUUUCAGAUUCCAACCGAGUUGUGCAUAAGCUCCGAAAAUCUUUCAGUAAUCGCUGCUCUUGCCGAGGCCAUCUGCUCUUGUGCUCUUGAAUGCACAAAACGGACCUACCUCCAAGUUGAAGGAGGGGCGGGUUCAAGUAUUGUUUCUGGUUGGUUCCAAAAGCCCCAAAGGACUGCCUCUUCUGAUUCAACUGUUUGCGUAUAUAGUAUUCCUCCAAAUCAGAUUAUUGAAAAUGCCCAAAAAAGGUUAGAUGAUUUUAUUUCAAUGAAAGGGAGGCCAUCUAAGGAAAAGAGAAAAGCUAAGCACAAUUUGUGGGCACCACCGACAUAUUCGAACCUUGAUAAGAUCGGAGGUACUGGAUUUAGUGAUUGGACAAAUGAGUAUAUACCUGCCUAUAGGCUUCAAGUUGACGGUAAAAACCUCAAAGAUGUGAAGUUCAAAGGUUGGCAAAAGUUGCCUGAAGAUAGGUGGGAAGUUCUUUUGACCCACUUUCAACUGGUAUUUUCUUCUUUCCUCGUACUCAGCCUGUUUGAAUCUUGGACUAAGCUUAUUUUUAUGUUUUUUAUGAGUUCAUGAAAUCAUGUAACUUUCAUUGUAUGAAUGCAAAUAUUCUGUGAAAUCAUGAUUUCCUUAAUUCAUUUUCAUGCAUAUUUCAUUAUCGUGUCACUCUCAUGCUUUUAGAAAAUGUUAUUAUUUUCCGUGAAGAAUAAUAAGAGGGGAGUUGAAAAGUAGUCCUUGAAGUCAGAUGAUUCAAUUAUGUAAUAAAUAACUUUAGUUAUAAUCGUUUGGUUAGCAGUCAUUGAGUACUAAGGGCAACAUGCUUCAUUGUAGGUCUCUCUAUGUUUUCUGCCUUUUCGUUUCCUUUAGGUCUUUAGUUGUUUUUUUUCCUGAGAGAAUGUGCCGUAAAUUUUCCUUUGUCCCACGCAUCACUUUAUGUUAUGUACUCAAUCAAGUAGAAUGAUUCCUCAUUCUUCUUUGCCAACUACUUCUUUGGAACCCGAAUUAACUUUGCCUUCUUAAUGUGGUAUUUUUUGGGUACAUCAUUUGAUGUAAAUUUGUCAUUUGAGAUUUCAAUUUAGCAGCAAAAGCUUUCAAAGCUAUUGAUUCUCCAUUUAUAGGCACUUUAGAUGAUGACAAUGUUUGAAAAUUAAAAAAAUAUUUAUUAUUGCAGGUUGAAUUGGCAGACAUCAUGGAUAUGUAUUACGAAGAUCAAUAUACACUUCCAACUAAACAGCUUUCAUCCAGUCUGAUUGCACAGGUUUCAAAUCGAACCAAGAGCGAGGUAGUCUUUUCUCUCAAAUAUAUGCAGUAUUAGUAGUCAUAAAGUCGGGGUAUUUAUGCAUAGGGGAUGAAGGCUUUCCAUGGGAUUAUGCUUCGGUAACUCAGUCAUGUCAUAUGCGCAUCAUCUGCUCGAUUUAGUGCGCAUAAUUCAAGCAUUUGAAUUAAUGCUUACCUUUAAGUUAGUGGCCUUGACAAUCCCUCAACUAAUGGCAGAGAAAAUUUUCGUGGAAAAUGGCAUCUGUGAUACUGCUCGGUGGCUGUGUUCUGGUUUCUCUUAGAAUCAUGGCACAAAUUCGGGGGCAAAACCUCUUCGCGGCAAGAAUUUCUUCAGUUCCCUCAGGAACAACAGUAUCAGAAACUGACUACUUCCAGCCCCUGAUUCUUGACGAUGACAAGGUACAUUACCAACGCCAACGUUGCCUCAAUGGGUUUAAUGACCAUGGGUCAGCACUGGGUCAUUUUUUUACAUCUCAAUAUCAUUUUGUUUUGAACUCUAAUAAUUUGUUUCCAAAUAUUGGGAUGCACAGUACGAAGCUCUAUGCCUCUCUGUUGUCCAAAGGAUUCAGGAUGCGGUUGGCCGGCAUGGACAUAUAUCUGUUGACAGGGAUGUUGGAGCGUGGGUGGGAGAGAUUCCGAGUUGCUUGAGUAAGCUACAUAUCUCAGAGUCUGCUCACGGUGUUUCAGAGAAAGAAGUCCCUGCACGCUCCUUUGACAGCGAUAUGCCAGUUCCGAGAGAAUUGUCUACUAGUGAACUGUCUGCAUCCCAGAAAAACAGUGAAGAAGACAUGGCUUCGUCUACACAGGAUAUUGCCAGUUACCAGGUAUUUUAAAUGAAUAUUCCCCUUGGCUUGCUUGUUUAGCGUCUGGUGAUUGUUAUUUUUAUCUUGCUGAAUGAGGAAUAUUCUAUCACAUUAGUCUAAUUAAUAUCCUCCUCAUCAUAGAAUCUUGUCUACUUUGUAUCUCACUGAUAGAUAUAUCUGAACUAUUUCUUCAUCUCUUCGUCAGUGAAGGGCAUUUCGUGGUGCAUUCAUUUCUUCAAAAAGAUAUUUACACAACUUUAAAGAAUCUUCAUUUUGCCUUCAACGUACAGGUUGCGUUAUCAAGGGAUGGCAAGGUACUGGGCUUCCAACCCACCAGUCGUACUGCAGUUCCUCACUGGGCUUCCAAUCCCCUUGCAGGGGCUCUUUAUGAAGGGAAGAAACUUUCGCCAGGUGAACAAUUGCCCCAAAUGGUUAUAAUAAUGGAAAACAUAUAUUUAAAAUCAAAAUAUUUUCAGAUUUGUGACCAAUCAUGUUGUCUCCUGAAUAGGCAUCCUGGAGCCAAACGUUAAGAUUCCUCAGCCGCGUGAGGUAGUGCUAGUUGAGCUCUUGAUGUCGGUAAAUCCUGAUUCCUGGUUUGUGCUAGCAAGACCAAUUCAAUGA
Molecule: messenger RNA, 3563 nt
Organism: Spirodela intermedia
Lineage: Eukaryota; Viridiplantae; Streptophyta; Magnoliopsida; Alismatales; Araceae
Source: the annotation of a GenBank genome assembly